Tyto alba (common barn owl) is the source of this 8437-nucleotide messenger RNA. RefSeq names its product integrin subunit beta 4 (gene ITGB4). Gene Ontology annotation, cellular component: integrin complex; cell surface; focal adhesion. The record is from RefSeq and is a predicted model, not a curated record. Bases 490 to 6093 code for a protein of 1867 amino acids. Lineage: Eukaryota; Metazoa; Chordata; Aves; Strigiformes; Tytonidae. The transcript has 41 exons. Gene Ontology annotation, molecular function: integrin binding. Gene Ontology annotation, biological process: cell communication; cell adhesion mediated by integrin; cell migration.
GUGCGAGGGAGGAAUGCCAACCCCUGAGUCACAGGCACCCCCUCCUCCCUCCCCUGCCGGGAUAAAGCUUGUCCUCACCUGGGAUCCAAUCUCACUUAUCGCGGUUCCCACCUUUCCUCCCUGCCAGCCCCCCCCGGGAGGGAGAGGCGGCAGCUCCGGGACAGCGAGGGGAGUGAGAACAAAGUUGAUAUUUGACUGGAGGGUGCAGAAAUCAGCAGGGAGGUAUGUGGGAUUACGGGCUGCCUGCCCUCCCCGCCGGACUGGAAGUUGACGUUUAACCGGAAAGAGAAAAGGGACAGAAAAUAGAGAGGAGGGAGGAAAAAAAAAAAAAAAAAAGAAGAAAGAAAAGGCCAAAGCUGGAAAUCAAGUCGCAGCAGCGAAGCAACGCGUUCCCCCUCUGCCUUCGAAAGAAUUUCUUGGCUUGGUGUGUGGGUGCCUGUUAUUCGGGCUGCAGCAGAGGCUUUGGACACUGAGUCAGACCCAGCGCUAAUGAGGAGGAAGAGGAUGGAUGUGCUGCCACGGGUGCGUGCUGGGCUGCUCCUCCUGUCCCUGCUCUGUGCCACCGGCCUCUGCCAAAGGAACAAAAAUAACCACUGUGUGCUGUCCCGGGCGAAGAGCUGCACUGAGUGCAUCCGAGUGGAUAAGGACUGCUCCUUCUGCACUGACGAGAGCUUUGAAGAGUCUCGCUGCGACUUGCGGGAGAACUUGCUGCGGUACGGCUGCGGGGAGGCCAGCGUCGUGUACACCAGGGGCGAGAUGCGGACCCAGAAGAAUUUCAGUAUCAACACAUCCCUGCAGAGGACCCAGGUGUCCCCCCAGGGCAUGUUCAUGCGGCUGCGAGCUGGGGAGGAGAUGAGCUUCAACAUGGAUGUCUUCCAGCCCUUGGAGAGCCCUUUGGAUCUCUACAUCCUCAUGGACUUCUCUUACUCUAUGUCUGAUGAUCUGGACAACCUCAAAAACAUGGGCCAAAACCUAGCGGAGUUCCUGCAAGCCCUGACCUCCAAUUACACCAUUGGAUUCGGCAAGUUUGUGGACAAAGUCUCAUCCCCUCAGACAGACAUGAGACCUGAGAAGCUGCGUGAGCCCUGGAACAACGCGGACUCCCCCUUCUCCUUCAAGAAUGUCAUCCGCCUGACCGACAACAUCACCCACUUCAGCCAGAAGCUCAGGAAAGAGCGCAUCUCCGGCAACCUGGAUGCCCCUGAGGGUGGCUUUGAUGCCAUCUUGCAGACAGCUGUUUGCAAGGAUAAGAUCGGCUGGAGGAAGGACAGCACUCACCUGCUUGUGUUUUCCACCGAAUCUGCCUUUCACUAUGAAGCUGAUGGUACCAACGUCCUGGCAGGGAUCCUGGCGAGAAAUGAUGAGCAGUGCCACCUAGACACCUAUGGCACCUACGUGUAUGACACCAAGCAGGACUAUCCUUCGGUGCCCACCCUGGUGCGCCUGUUGGGCCAGCACAACAUCAUCCCCAUCUUUGCUGUCACCAAUCACUCCUACAGCUACUACGAGAAGCUGCACAAAUAUUUCCCUAUCUCUGAGAUUGGGGUGCUCCAGGAGGACUCUUCCAACAUCGUGGAGCUGCUCCGCACAGCCUUUGAGCGCAUCCACUCAAAGAUGGACAUCCGGGCUGACUUCGUCCCCAAAGCCAUGAAGACAGAGUUCACCUCUUUGAUGUAUGAAAAGACAGAAUCUGGCUCCUUCCACAUCACCCGUGGGGAAGUGGGCAAGUUCAACGUGCGCCUGAAAGCACUUGAGUACAUUGGUGGGCAGCACGUCUGCAGCCUCCCGGAAAAAGACCGGCAGGGAGUUAUCCACGUGAAACCCACGUCCCUGAGCGACAGCCUCAAAGUCACAGCCUCUGUCAUCUGUGAUGUGUGUCCUUGUGAGCAGCAACAAGAAUUUAAUUCACCCAAGUGCAGCUCCCGUGGGGACUUUGUUUGUGGACAGUGCAUCUGCCACCCAGGCUGGCGAGGGGACACGUGUGACUGCUCGCCGGCGUCGUCCCCCAACAACGAAGCCUGCAUUCGCCCCGGGGAUGUGGAGCCGUGCUCGGGCCGGGGCGAGUGCCUCUGCGGGAAGUGCCAGUGCUACCCCGAGGAGCUGACGCAGCGCUUCGACGGGGCGUUCUGCCAGUACGACAUCCUGCAGUGCCCGCGCACCUCCGGCUUCCUCUGCAACGAUCGCGGUCGCUGCUCCAAGGGCGCGUGCGUGUGUGAGAGCGGCUGGGAGGGUCCGGGCUGCGAGUGUCCCACCAGCAACGACACCUGCAUCGACAGCCAAGGGGGCAUUUGCAAUAACCAUGGGAGGUGCGAAUGCGGCAGAUGCAUCUGUGACAAGGCUUCUCUGUACACCAGCUCCACCUGUGAAAUCAGCUACUCCCUGGGCUUCCAGGCUGUGUGCGAGAGCAUCCGGGACUGCGUUCGCUGCCAGGCCUGGGGAACGGGCAACACUAAAGGGAACUGCAGCGCCUGCCACCUCCAGAUCCAGAUGGUGGAAGAGCUGAAGAAAGAGGAGGCCAGUGAGUACUGCUCAUUCCAGGAUGAGGAGGAUGAUUGCACAUACCACUACACCCUGGAGGGAGACCCCAGUGUCCUCCCCAACACCACCGUCCAUGUGCAGAAGAAAAAAGAGUGCCCACCGGGGAGCUUCCUCUGGCUCAUCCCGCUGCUCAUCUUCCUCAUCCUGCUCCUGGGGCUGCUGCUGCUGCUUUGUUGGAAGUUCUGUGCCUGCUGCAAGGCUUGUCUGGCCCUGCUUCCCUGCUGCGCACGAGGUCGCACUGUUGGCUUCAAGGAGGACCACUACAUGCUUCGCCACAGCCUCAUGUCCUCCGACCACCUGGACACCCCCAUGGUCCGCAGCGGGUCCCUCAAGGGUCGGGACACAGUCCGCUGGAAGAUCAACAACAAUGUUCACAAGCAGGGCUUCACUUCCCUCGCCGCCACCAACCCCAAAGAUCUCAUUCCCUAUGGGCUGUCUCUGAGGCUGACCCGGCUGUUCACGCAGAACCUGGUGAAGCCGGACACCCGGGAGUGCGAGCAGCUGCGCAAGGAAGUGGAGGAGAAUCUGAACGACAUUUUCAAGCACAUCCCUGGAUGCCACAAGCUCCAACAGACUAAGUUCAGGUUACAGCCCAAUUCUGGAAAAAGGCAGGACCACACCAUUGUGGACACAGUGCUCACUGCCCCUCGCUCAGCCAAGCCAGAGAUCAUCAAAGUGAUGGAAAAGCACGUUUCCCAUGAGGCUUUCAAUGACCUGAAGGUUUCACCGGGUUUUUACACUGUGACCUCAGACCAAGACGCUCACGGGAUGGUGGAGUUCCAAGAGGCCGUGGAACUGGUGGAUGUCCGUGUCCCGCUCUUCAUCAGGGAGGAUGAUGAUGAUGAGAAGCAGCUGCAGGUGGAGGCCAUUGAUGUCCCCACGGGCAUUGCAGAGAUUGGACGCAGGCUUGUCAACAUCACCAUCAUCAAAGAACAAGCCAGCAGCCUCAUCACCUUCUUGCAACCAGCCUACUCCCACAGCCGCUUUGAUAAGCUGGCCAAGAUCCCCGUCCUCCGAGAGAUCAUAGACAACGGGAAAUCCCAGAUCACCUACAGGACCCGGGAUCUCACCGCCAAGAAUGGCAGGGACUACAUCUUCACAGAGGGCGACCUGGUCUUUCAGCCCGGGGAGACCCGAAAGGAGGUGCAGGUCCCCUUGCUGGAGCUGACUGAAAUAGAUACCCUCCUACACAACUACCAGCUCAAGCAGUUCGCCAUCGACCUCCUCCAUCCCAAGUACGGCGCCAAGAUCGGCCGAUUCCCCCAGACCACAGUGACCAUCGCUGACCCAGAGGUCGUGGAUGGUGUCCCCUCGAUGACUGGCCUGAGCCAGGUCUCCCAGUCCCCCAAAGGCCGCCUGAGUGCUCCGCUCAAUCCCAAUGCCCAUGCUCUUAGCUCCAAGGAAAUCCGCUUCAGCUGGUUUCCUCCACCAGGAAAACCUCUGGGGUAUAAGGUAAAAUACUGGAUCCAAGGGGACCCCGAGUCUGAAGCCCAUCUCAUCGAUGUCAAAACACCAUCAGCAGAGCUGAGUAACCUCUACCCCUUCUGUGACUACGAGAUGCAAGUCUGCGCCUACAAUGCCAUGGGUGAAGGGGCUUAUUCUGACAUCAUCCACUGCUGCACACUUGAGGAUGUCCCCAGCGAGCCCGGCCGCUUGGCUUUCAAUGUUGUGUCUUCCACCGUGACGCAGUUGAGCUGGGCUGAGCCUGCAGAAACCAAUGGGGAGAUCACAGCUUACGAAGUCAGUUAUGGACUCGUCAAUGAGGACAAUGUACCCAUUGGUCCAAUGAAGAAGGUGCUGGUUGAAGACCCAAAGAAGCGCAUGGUGCUGAUAGAAAACCUGCGGGAGUCCCAGCCCUAUCGCUACAUGGUGAAGGCCAGAAAUGGUGCUGGCUGGGGACCUGAGAGAGAAGCCACCAUCAACCUUGCUACGCAGCCCAAGCGCCCGAUGUCCAUCCCCAUCAUCCCUGAUGUCCCCAUCAUUGAUGCAGAGGGAGGUGAGGACUAUGACAGCUACCUGAUGUAUAGUGCAGAUGUGCUUCGCUCUCCAGCUGGCAGCAAGCGUCCCAGUGUCUCUGAUGAUUCAGGCUCCAGGUGGAAAUAUGUGCAGUUGCUGGGAGAAGACUUGGAUCUUCGACGCAUCACCUGGAGGCUCCCACCUGAAACCAUUCCCCGCCUCUCUGGCAGCAGCCGCUUCUCCUCAGACACCGAGGGUCUCCUCCACGAGGAGGACGGCGACGUGGCUACUGGCAGCCUGAGGAGGAGCGGGACGCCCCGGCCCCAAGCAGAGAACUUACUGAAUGGCCGCGUGGACUUCUCCUUCCCUGGUAGCGGCAGCGGCACGCUGACCAGGACAACGAACACCAGCUACCACCAGCUGAGCCCACACAUGCAGCAGGAGCACAGGGUGAUGGGGAGCUCCUCGCUGACGAGAGACUACUCCACAAUGCUGAUGGGGCACGAUUACCCGGGGAGGCUCCUCCCUCCCAUCCAUGAAGAUGCUGGGAGGACAGUCCCCCGGCCCCGGGAUGUGGGUUUCAGGAGCAGGGCAAAGGUGAAGGGUUACUACCCCAGCACUGGCUUUCGGGACUCUAUAAUCAUGACUGAUGGGUCCGCAGGGAUUUGCAAGUACAUAGAUUCCAGGCUACCACUGGGCAUCCCCGACACCCCCACACGCCUGGUGUUCUCCGCCCUGGGACCCACCUCCCUGAAGGUCAGCUGGCAGGAGCCACACUGUGAGAAGGAGGUGCAGGGCUACAGUGUGCAGUACCAGCUCCUCAAUGGAGGAGAGGUGCACCGACUCACCAUCCCCAACCCCAACCAGAACUCAGUGGUGGUAGAGGACCUGCUGCCCAACCACUCGUACAUCUUCAAGGUGAAGGCGCAGAGUGAGGAAGGCUGGGGCCCCGAGAGGGAAGGAGUCAUCACCAUAGAGUCCCAGGUGGACCCACAGAGCCCGCUCAGCCCUGUGCCAGGUUCACCCUUCACGCUGAGCACACCCAGUGCUCCUGGACCAUUGGUUUUCACUGCCCUCAGCCCCGACUCCCUGCAGCUCAGCUGGGAGAGACCCCGCAAACCAAAUGGGUCCAUCUUGGGCUACAUGGUCACCUGUGAGAUGCUGCAUGGAGGAGGGGAGCCCAGGAAUAUCUAUGUCGAAGGAGACAAUCUGGAAACUACCCUGACUGUGCCCCACCUGAGUGAGAAUGUCCCAUACAAGUUCAAAGUACAAGCCAAGACCACCCAAGGCUUUGGGCCAGAGAGAGAAGGCAUCAUCACCAUCGAAUCUCAGGAUGGAGGCACUUUCUCCCAGUUUGGAGGACAGCAGUAUAUGAGAGAAGAAGUGUACACAUUCCCCACCGAAUACACCACCAAAACCAGCAUCAGCCAUUCCUCUCUGGAUCCCCACUUCACAGACAGCAUGCUGCUGACGACCCAACGAGUGGAGAGCGCCAGCAGCACCCUCACGAAACAGGUCACCAAAGAGUUUGUGAGCCGGACCAUGAUGUCCAGUGGGACCCUCACCAAACAGAUGGAGAGGCAGUUCUAUGAGGCCUGAUCCAGGGCAGGCUGCCUGCCAGCGGGACAUUUGUGUUCAGGUGGCAGGACUUUGUGGAAAGCUCCAAGGGUGCUUCAUCCAGACACUGCCACGGUGCCUGGGCAGCUCCUCCUGUGGGCAGAGACCCUCCAUGGCACUUCAAGCUCUGGACCUCUCCUUUGGAGCCCAGCGCACUCGAAGCUCUGGCACGGUUGGGUCAUCAGGUGUGUGCUCAUCCUUCAGAGCUUGCUCACCCUGUCCUGCUCUGUAGAGUCCACAGGGAUGUCUUCCAUGAACAAUCACCACUUACUCCAAUACCAUUCUUCAGUGCCCAUCCAUCCAAAUACAUCUGCCGACAUUUGGGUGUCUCGAUGGCUCUGGCCUCCCCAGAUAAAUGGAACAGCAUGAUUUAUUCUCACAUCCUCAGUUUUGAGAGGAUCCCAGCUGGCAACAUCCUGAUUUAUAGAGGGUCAUCAUUUCCAUCAUUGCUCCAGGGUCUCUGACAACUUGCCUGUCCAAUGGAGAUGGCUAUUUUGUUCUGUUUGGGUUCUUUACAUGAGAAUUGCAAGGUGGGGGUUGGGGGUAACCUAUGCUUUCUUACUGCACCUAUUUAUGUCUAUCUUUCGCUGCUAACAUUUGGUACCACGAUAGCAAAGUAUAGCCUUUCAUUUGUAUAGCAUUACUGAUGAUGGCCUCUGAUGCAUAUUUUUUUUUGCAUACGAUAUUGUACAGUUUUCGUAGUAUAUAUAUAUAAAUAUAUAUAAAUGUAUUUUAUUAUUUUAUAAAAAAAAAUGAGGUGGAUGAGAUCUGUGCUGAAUGUGGAGGCUACGCUGGGACUGUGGCUGCGGAGAAGCAUGAAUAACCGGAGGAAAUGAGUUAAGGGCUUGAUCCAAAGGCCACUAAACCCUGUGGAAAGCCUGCUGAUGAGCUGAUGGGUUCUGCCUUGAGCCUUGUAUCCUGCAGCACCAGGGACCCCAGCAGAAGGCUGCAAGCAGCCAGUGGCCCUCGCUGCACAGCAUCCACCAGCCGAGCGCUCCCCAGCCCCAGCACAGCGCAGAAGGGCUGGGGAUGGCACAGGCAGGGCUGCCUGGGAUUUCUUAUGGGGCUGAUGCGGAGAGCGUGAGAUUUUUGGGCAGAAGAUGUUGGGUAUUGUUUAAAAGCCCUUUUGCCCAACAGCAAUGUCCAUAAAGGGACAUGUGAUCCCUCAGUAAACACAAGGGAAGAGCAAGCCUGGGAGCAGCAGGCUCUCCAAUCAUCCUGAGUAAGUCUCUGAGCCUCCUUCGACGCUCAGCUUUAGCUGUCCUCGCACGGUGCUGGGUGCAGGGCUGAGCUGAGACCUUGCUGGGCCUUGUUUCCUGGCUCUGGGCACGAUGCCUGGUGUCUUGCUGCCCUCUGCCAAUGAGAACAACUGGGUUCCAUGUCUUGCUGAGCAGCGGCUUUCCCUGGCGUGCUUCAGCUGCCCGGGAGCCAGCGAGGAACCUGCCGCAAGGAUCCAGCCCACAGCAGCAGCUGCCACCGUUCUGGGUUAGAACUUCCAACCAAAACAGCAGCUGCCUGGUCUCCCUGGCACCAUCGCCUGCCUGAUCUGAUCUGAUGCUGGACCUUGGCUAUUUUAUUUGGGGAUUUUGGUUUUGGUUUGUUUUUGUUUUUUUUUUUUUUUUUUUUUUUGUUUGUUUUUUUUUGACUCAGAAGAAGAGUUGUCAGCACUGACACCACCGAGAGCUCCCUCUCCUCUUGGGGCUGUUCAUUUGAGUGGGACGGGUUGUACAUAUUUGAACCAAAGAUGCACAUGCGUGAGUAAUGUCCACAGGAGUCUCCAGAACUGCAGCUGGAGCUUGGUCAGUUUUGAACUUGGGCAAGAGACACUUCACCAACCCUGUGGUUUUACUGUGCCUUCAAGAAGCAGUUAUUUUUGCUGAGAAAGUACCAAUGGUGUUAGCCUGCCUGCUUCCUCUUUCCUGUCUCACCAGCGGGGUUGGGGUUUCCUCUCCAGCUGAUGCGUCUCCUCCUGCACUAGGACUCUGUGACCCUUUUCCUGUGCUUUGUGGUCCAGGGUAAAACACUGAAAACUGUUUAAAAAUGGAGCUCCCCUUCCAAGCAUUUUAACCAGACUUUCCUGUUAUCCAAGAGAAGAGCACAGCCCUUAGCUCCUGCUCACCAGCGUCUCAUGCCAUCCCCACGCACAAGGUGGCUGUGCACCUAAGCGAUGCCUCGCACGAAAACAGCGUCACUUUUUAAUUUUCAUCUGGUCAUUAGGGCUGGUGGUGGUUCAGUCUUUCCAAGGCGGAUCCAGCAGCCCGCUCUGACAGCGGCUCUUUGAUCAGAUGCCUUCCUAUUGCACUCAAUAAAUAUUUUCUCUAUUGUC